This is a messenger RNA of Cydia pomonella (codling moth), 7076 nucleotides long. It is a transcript of the gene mtm, whose product is annotated as myotubularin-related protein 2. The transcript is spliced from 13 exons. The record is from RefSeq and is a predicted model, not a curated record. Gene Ontology annotation, biological process: dephosphorylation. Bases 245 to 2125 code for a protein of 626 amino acids. Gene Ontology annotation, molecular function: phosphatidylinositol-3,5-bisphosphate 3-phosphatase activity. NCBI's taxonomy places the organism in Eukaryota, Metazoa, Arthropoda, Insecta, Lepidoptera, Tortricidae.
GUUAUGAUGGUUAUACUUAGUUAUACUGUCUAUGCGCACUAAUCGAAUUGGCAUUUUUCAAUUAUAAGCUGUAUGAAGAUAUGUUAAAGUAUAUUUUUAAUUGUGCUGAAAUAUAUUUUGUCAUCAACAUGGGCGCGUUUUGCUUACAUAAAGUGAUUUUCACAUUGUAGUCUUGUUAAUGUUGUAAUCAGGAUAUUCACUUUACUCCUACUUACUUAUCCACUAAUCGUGUCGAAUAUUAGCAAUGGAUAAACAUAAUAGUACAGAACUAAUCAAUUCGGACUUUUCGUUGUCCAAAAACGCUAGUUCUGAUUCCUUGGAUUCGGAUUCAAAAUCAAGUUCAUUGAAUUCUAAACACGGACAGGACUCCCCUCAUGUACUGGGUGACAUUCAGUUACUGGAAGGUGAGAAGGUGAUGGGAGUGGCUCGAGAUGUGGCAUACUUGUGUCCAUACAACGGGCCUUCAAGAGGGGUCCUAAAAGUUACAAACUAUCAGCUACACUUCAGACCUAUGGAUGCUGCAGCUAUUCACAGUACAUUAAAUGUGCCGCUGGGUGUUGUAUCCCGAAUUGAAAAAGUGGGUGGAGCUUCUUCUAAAGGCGAAAAUUCUUAUGGAAUUGAAGUAUUUUGCAAGGACAUGCGGAACCUGCGUUUCGCGCACAAGCAAGAGAAUCACUCGCGGCGCGGCAUUUUCGAGAAGUUGCAGCAGCUCGCGUUCCCGCUGUCGCACCGGCAGCCGCUGUUCGCGUUCAGCUACACGGAGAGCUUCUCGGAGGACGGCUGGCACGUGUACGAGCCUAUCGCCGAGUUGAGGAGGAUGGGCGUUAACAACGACAUGUGGCGUAUAACUCGCAUAAACGACAAGUACGAAGUGUGCGACAGCUAUCCCGCAGUAUGGGCGGUGCCGGCGGCGGCCAACGACGAGCAGCUUCGCUCCGUCGCGGCGUUCCGGUCGCGCGGCCGGAUCCCGGUGCUCGCCUGGAUACACCCGAGCUCUCAGGCCACCAUCACGAGGUGCAGCCAGCCCCUGGUCGGGGUCAGCGGCAAGCGCAGCCGUGACGACGAGCGGUACAUCCAGACGAUCAUGGACGCGAACGCUCAGGCGCACAAGCUGUUCAUCAUGGACGCGCGGCCGAGCGCCAACGCCAUCGCUAACAAGGCCAAGGGCGGCGGGUACGAAUCUGAGGACGCGUAUCAGAACGCGGAGUUGGUGUUUCUGGACAUACACAACAUUCACGUGAUGAGGGAAAGCUUGAGGAAACUAAAGGAAUUAUGCUUCCCACAGAUCGAUCAGACGAGAUGGUUCAGCGGUAUAGAGGCUAGUUGUUGGCUGAAACACAUCAAAUGCAUCUUGGCCGGCGCUGUGCGGAUUGUUGACAAGGUUGAGAACCACAAGACGUCAGUGUUGGUCCACUGCUCGGACGGCUGGGACCGCACGGCGCAGCUCACGGCCCUCGCGAUGCUCAUGCUGGACCCUUACUACCGCACGCUCCGGGGCUUCGAGGUCCUCAUAGAGAAGGAGUGGCUCUCGUUUGGACACAAGUUUCAGCUGCGUAUAGGACACGGCGACGAACGCCACUCUGACGCCGACCGCUCUCCAGUAUUCGUGCAGUGGGUGGACUGCGUGUGGCAGCUACAGCAGCAGUUCCCUACAGCGUUCGAGUUUAGCGAGCGACUGCUCAUCACCAUACUGGAUCACCUCUACUCGUGCAGAUUCGGCACGUUCCUGUUCAACACUGAGAGGGAACGAGUCAAAGAAGAGGUGAGAACCAAGACGGUGUCCCUGUGGUCGUACAUCAACAGCCGGCAGGACUUGUACCUGAACCCGCUGUACUGGGGCCCGGCGUCUUCAGCGCCCGCGUCCCCGCCCGGACCCUACUCGCGGCCGCAGGUGGUACUUGUGCCGGUGGCAUCGCUUAGGGUCAUCAAGCCGUGGAAGGCGUUAUAUUGCCGAUGGAACCCUACAAUGAGACAGCAGGACCCAGUAUUCCAACGGAGCCGCGAGCUGGUAGCGCUCCGAGCGCAGCUGGAGGCCGCGGUGGCGGCGGCCGCGGGCGACCACGCGGCGCGCCAGCACCGCCUCGCGCUCACGCCGCCGCGCGUCGCCAGCCCGCACCACGUCUAACAUGCCACGUCGGGUCGUAUGUAUUCGAGAACGGCUACGUCAGACUGCCACGUCAUUAUAUCAUAAUGGUUGUUGUGUGUACAAUUAUUGCUGCCAGAGACUGAUCAAACUUUGUAUUAACCAAGCCGAGCCCAGCUCACGCCGCCACGUAGGAUAACACACACCACGUCUAACCUGCAUGAGGUCUUACUUAACAUUUAAUAACGGCUACGUCAGAAGCGAGUCGGUCAAUCAUGUCAUUAUGUACACCCAGCAGCAAAAUAUCCAUUUUAUGAAUGAAUUCACUAUACAACGUGUACCCAUCCAACUUUCAGUGGCUGAUGUAACACGUUGUAUUAUUAUUUAACAAAACGGUACUUAAUCGUGUAUAAUCAGUGUUUCGGAGGUAAAUUUAUAAACUUAUUACUUUUGUUAAAUAAUAAUGAGUUUAAAUCGCGAAAGCUUUAAUAAGUGGAUUCAUUAUAUGUACAUGCAAUUUUGUUGAGCAUUGUAUCGUCGGGUCGCGUGAUUCACUGCGCUUUAGAAUAUAACUGCUGUGUAAGAGAUCAAAGCCUUUGAAAUCUAUCUAGACGCUCUUCGACUAUCAUUUUAGAGCAGUUUUUCAACGUUCAUCAUGAUAUAGCCCCUUCAGUAACUUACUGAGGCUUUGCAAUACCUCGCUGCCCCUCGCCUCAAAAUCUUCAGAUCUCGUUACGUGUAUACCAUGUUGGUGGUGAAAUUAUCCACAUUUUGGUACAUAAUGGUACCCUCCAUAAGACAGAAACACAAACUUUUUGAGAUUUUCCUUGAGAUCUAUGACCGAUAUCGAGGUUAGUGAGGGACCUACUUCAGUGAGGGACGUUCUAUUUGUAACUGGCUCGUAUAUUAUGCAAUAUUCCUGUUAUAUUUAAAUAUUUUAUUAAAACAUAUAUUUUCCUUUCUAGUUUCAGAAUUUUGACCGAAGUUUUAUAUUUACAGUCGAGAGACACAUAGUUACAAGAUGCUUGGCAAUGGCAAAUCAAAUGUUAUUUUUCGCUAGUAUAUUAUGUGAUUAAAUAUUUGUACUCUAACAUUAUAUUUAGACUCAACCAAAAAUAAUUAAAAGAUGUCUGUAUUUUAUAUUAAUGCAUUUACCCGUUAUAUUCACUAUUAAGUUGCUCAUUGACGGUAGUGACGGUAUCGGCCUGUCAGAACAAAAUGUGACAGUUCCGAACAACUGACAGACCGAAACCGUCCGGCGGACUGUUAAUCAGUGGGCCCCUUUACAGAUGUAGAACAUAAUUGUUUUCCAUCUUAUUUUCUCGGUAACGUUCGUAUUUGUAUUUCAGUCAACCUCAGUACUUUUUGUAUCGAAACUGUCUGAAAUAGCAAGACACGUUUGUACGUUUCUGUGAAAAUAAGAUGGAAAAUAAUUAUGCACUAUAUCUCUACUUACAUAAAAGGCUUACUUAGUGUAUAUGAGUUAAACUUUAGUUGUACCGAAAUUUUACCGAAAACUCGGGCAACUGUGGUCUAAAUUUAUAUGUCUAACGCUUGUAACACGAGCGUACAUUUACAUAAAUAACAUUAAGUCUUAUAAUUUAAGAAGGUUAUAUUUAAUAAAUAAAAAAAACUACAACUCUGGCAUCGUAGGUGAACUGUUGCAGUAAAGUUGUUUGAGUUUACGGUACUUUUUAAAUGUGACAUUUUCAGGCUAAAGAAACCACAUAGUUUGCUUUAAUUAUUAUUCUAUAAGCAUCUGUAUAACAGUAGCAUCUUAUUUCGAACCGUCAAUAUGUUACCUAAGGUUACUUUUUCUUGAAAACGGCACAUUGUGAAACGGACUGAAGUUAUAGUGUAGUUAAUAAUGUACUUAUGCAUAUGUUCUCUUAGCUCUAGUUAUAAUUUGCCUUCCUAUUUGUUAAUCAGCCCAGUAUAAAAUCCACUCUGCACCUUCUCUCGGUUCGUCUCGUUCGUCUCACGGAGUGCAUAUGUUUUACUGGAUCCGAAACGCAACGUGAUUUUCAUCUGAACAUUGGGAUUGGGAUCAAAGAGAAUUCGAAAUAGAGGUGGAUUAUCAAGGAAAAUUUUGUAGCCACUGUAAAUUUACUGCCAUGUUUAAACACAUGUUUAAAACUUUUAGAACGCCAUUUGUGUUUGAUCCUUAUUAUUUUAUCAGUGAAAGGAUAAGGAUCAAAGUCAAAUAGCGUUCUAAAAGUUUUAGUCAUGUAUCGAAAGAUGGCAGUAAAUUUACUAUGGCUACAAAGUUUUUUUGACAGUCCACCUCUAUUUCAAAUUCUACAAUUACUGUUGAGAGGGACGAUCAUUACAAUUCGAUUUUUUUAGCAUUAGAAAAAAGGUAAACAAUCUGGACACAUCAUUUUAUUCAAAAACGCUUAAAAAAACAGUAAACAGUACUUAUGAAGUAAAAGAAUGUAAAUGAUCGUGUAUGAUUUACAAUUGUUACAUAUUUGCCGUGACUUAUUUUUCAAAAGUGUUAAUCAAUAAAAAGACACGUCUAAAUCACUUACCUUCUUUCUAAUGCUAAGAAAAUGAACUAUAAAAAAUAGCCAAAACUCACUAAUUACUACCACAAGUUCAGAACCAUAGUGAACUUCUAACAAAACAAGAUUGAUUUUUGUUUACUUAUUUUUGUAAUUAGUGAUUUUCGGUUGUCACCUUACGAUAUUGUUUAGCUACCCCACAAUUAUCUUAUCAUAUAAUUUCGGGGGCCUAGCGAAUGCACUUCGCCCCAUAGGGAUCCUUUGCGCAAUUACGCCCUUAAAAAUAAUUCGUCAACUACUCAAGAGCGUUUUUGACCAUCUCCAUGUACUGGAUAAGGGCCACAGUUUUGAAUUCCUUUGGUUCCAGGUAGCCUGCUCCAAAGUCCUUCAUUCUUUGUCUGGCGAGGGCGUGACAUUCACACAUUAUGUGUUUUACUGUAUCUUCGUCUUCGCCAGACAUGCGACAAUCGGUGUUGUCAGAGUGUCCCAUCGUGGCCAAAACUCCUUUGACCCACGGUUAGGUAAAAAGUUUACAUGUACAUACGACCGUGAUGUGGGUUGAAACUUUCGCACACCCUCCCUGUAACUUUAUCCGCCUUUUCAUCAAACCUAUUGUACCACAAGUCGUCACGAGGCUUUUCACUGCCAAAUCAUUCAUUUUCUGUACUGUGUGUGUAUAUGCCAAAAUAACUUUGUUCAAGGCGUACUGUCAGGCGUUCUACACUAGCCAGCUGUGGUACCAUUUCACGAAACGAUCGUUCAAUAGACUUCGAGUACAGUACAACAACGCGUUUCGUGCAAUGUUACGGCUACCGUGGCGGUGUAGUGCGUCUGGUAUGUUCGCCGAGAACAGAGUAGAUGACUUUUACGCUAUAAUGCGUAAAAGGCACUGGUCGUUUGUCGGGAGAGUGAGCGAAACGGCGAACAGUAUUGUUAAAGUAGUGUAUACAACCUGCUACUGUAUGAGCAAGGUUUCCCCGCUGCACCUAUAUAAUUAGUCUUAAUUUUAAUUGUAUAUUUUAAUUGUAUAUUUUAUUUUAUUGUAUUGUUGCUUUAUUGUAAUUUAAUGGGUUAAUACCUGAAUAAAUAACAUUUUUAUUUAUUUAUUUUAUUUAUUUUAUAUGUCUAAAUGUCUCAUUAUGGUAAACUAGUUUUUCUUCUGGUACCGGUCACUGGAUUAAUACUAUUGAUGUGAUGUGAUUGAAUAUUGUUGUUGAUUUUUGCAUACUUUUGUAGGCAUUCAUUUUCGAAUACAAAGGAGAUGAUCAGUAUGUGAAUUUUGGCUUAGUCACACAUUUGAAAAAGAGAGUUUAUUUUGCUUGGCCAUAGAAACGUAAUCAGAGAAAAAUAUAAGACUUUGUUAAAAUGAUAAUAGUUAUGUCGGCCAUGUUUGUUUAAUUUUCUUGACUCUUCGUGGUACAUACUGUUGUAAAACCUCAUAUAUGUAAUUUAUUUUUACACUGUGUUAUUAUUAUAUGUAUUAUGGUACCUGUAAACAUUUAUUGUAUUGUUUUAAUUGAUUAUGAGUAGAAACAUAGGUUACUCGUGUAGUGCCAAACAUAUCGUUAUAUUCCCGAUGGAUAUGCUGAAGCAUUUGUUGAAUAUAUUAUCUGCAGUUUUCUUCAAAUUAUUUAUAAAUGCUCGCAUUUUUGGCGAAUGGAACGAAUGAACAAAUAGUAUGGGAUAUAAAGCUGCACGGGCUUUGGCAGAGUGUGGAAAUGUCAUCAUAAACGUCAAAUUUCUAUUGAAGUUUGUAAUGACACUUGUGCACUUUGUUCUGUCAAAAUCUCUACAGAGUUGAGUUGCGGACUCAGUGUAAGGCCUGAGUGGACGCUCGAGUUGGGCGACUUGGGCGUGCAGCGGGGCGCGGCGUGUGGCGUCAUGGCGUGCAAAUUAAACAAACGCAAAUGUAUAGGUGCGGCCUUAGUGCACGCUGCUCAAAUCACUCGCUCGACGACGACGGGAGCUCGACGCCACGCUACACGCCCGGGCCGAACACUCCGCUUCGAGCGUCCACUCAGAUCUUACACUAAGAAUUAUAUUAUAAUUAUAUAUUUAAAGUCAUUGACUACAGCUAGUGCUACAAACACUGCUCAGUGGCCGUGUUGACAGUACUUUUGAUAUGGCGUAUAUUUUAAAAUCGCAACGUGUAUGGGUUUCCAAACAUUGUAGGGAGGAAAUCACAGUACCUGGUAGGCAUAACAUUUCAUAGUAAACGACUAUUAUAAUUACUAAGUAUUACGUUGAAUAAGUACAAUGUCUUUCUUUCGUUCAUUGAUGUAUAUUCAUUCAAUAACAGCCCGUUUACCUUAAUUUAUGCAUUAAUCGUAAUUUUCAUGUGGCGUUAUAUCUCUUCAUUAAGAAUCGUCGCUUACAGAUAAUUCUUAACUGUGUAAAUGUUAUCUGUUAAUUGACGCAAAAAAAAAUAUUGUAAAUAAAUUUCGUUUAAGUAAAUAAAUAUUAAACUUGUACCCAAGUUAUUGUAUAAA